AUGUCGGCCAAGAAGGAUAUGCGCAGGGAGGACCUGAUCAUCCCCUACCAGCAGCCAGCCCCGAAGGAGGGUAGCUUGGGAGAUAUCGGGAGCACUCUGAGCAGCACGGUGCCAAUGGCUGCCAUGUUCACCAGGAACAAGUACAUUGGAUGGGCCUCCGUCGUCAUUGCACUUCAGAAUUGGCUCUCAGAGAACCCAGACACCAAGGCUGCUGCAUCGCAACCAGCGUAUAUGGGCGUCGGAAUGUCCUGUAAGUUUUACUGAAACAAGACCACUGUCUUAUAACUAACCGUGUGCCUCUCCCAUCCAGUCUUGUCGCUUAUCAUCACCUACCUCCCAAUGUUCCUCCCUCCCCCACCAACCUCAGGAGCAUCAACACCCCCUCCCUCGUCGUAAGCCACGCGGCGGAACGACACGACGCUUGAGACGGCGGACGUACGAGCAUAAUCAUGUACUUUACUGCAUAUAUAUUUUACCCACCCCCUUUUUGGAGAGAGAUACAGCGGGCGGAUCUACCAAUACAAUUACCGGGCCACUGUUGGGCGUCUCUGUGAUACCGCCACGGAGAUAGUAUGGGUUGUCUCUUGCUGGCUGCUACUGUAGGUGGAGCGGAACGGAAGUUUGUACGACAAGGAGAGAGACAUUGGGGAUUAUUGGGCGGGCUGGAGGUGGAUGGCUUGAAUCGGGUUCAGUGGGCGGACAUCAAAAGCUAGCUUCAGGAUUAUAUUAUGAGCAUUACUUCAG
Molecule: messenger RNA, 744 nt
Organism: Pseudogymnoascus verrucosus
Lineage: Eukaryota; Fungi; Ascomycota; Leotiomycetes; Thelebolales; Thelebolaceae
Exons: 4
Coding region: 1-264 (87 amino acids)
Source: RefSeq, a predicted model, not a curated record